AUGUUAAAAGCAAUUACUUUGUCCGUUGUAAUUCUACUGAUCUGUGGUGGUCUGGUAUCAGCCAAUUACGACCCUGAUGAUGAUGCAUUUGUGAAGCUAUUUUGCGACCCUGGUAAAACAGACGCCUCUAUUAUUGGUAAAAUAAUUGACUGCGAAAAUAAUUACAAAAAAGUCCUAUCGGCAGAUCUGAACGCCCUCCGCAAUAAGCUUGAUAAGAUUAGUCACGAGAAAUGCCUAAAAAAGGCUGGUGAUGUGAGCGCGUUUAAAAAAGUAGACUUGACCAAAACCGAGUAUAAGACCAUAUUGAUUGAGAGGUGCGAUGAGGGUUACGAUAAAUGCGUUUUGGACUUGAUCAAAAAUAAUACAAAAUUCCACCAGGAUGUUCAAACAGCGUUAAAGCAGCGAAACCAACAGGAAUUUAAAAAAUUACUGCUAAUGAUAACGGGUUCUGUGGCCUCGUCUACAUUAAAAGCUAGCAAUUCCGAGAAUCAAUUAUUUGGUAACAGUAUUGGCGCAGCGGUUGGCGUAUUGUUGGGCUCUUUAGUUAGUCUAUCAAUAUCUGCCCGAGAUGUAUCGGCCCGUCUAUUCCUAUUGCUUAUGGGUUAUCAUAACGAUAGCCCAUUCGCGCCCCUUAAUGGCCUGUAUUGGCUCAUCGGUGGCAUUAUUGGCCCCCAUUUUGGUGAGUUUGAAAAGAUAUUCUGUAACCCGGAUAAAACGGAUUCGAUCAUGGUGACCAAGGUUAUUGAAUGCCAUGAUAAACAUGAGAAAUCACAAUCGGCCGAACUAAAAGCCCUUGAUAAAAAAAUUGAAAAGGCUUGUUUAAAGCAAUGCAGUGGAAAGUCGGGUGAUAUGAGUGCCUAUAAAAAGGUAGAUUUGACCAAGGUGGAUUUAAAGGAUAUGCUUAUUGAAGAAUGCGACCCUGGUUACUAUAAAUAUAAAACAGAUUCAGCUAAAGUGAUCAUGGUCAAUGAAUGCGAAGACAAAUACAGAAGUACCAUGACAGCCGAAGCUAAAGCUCUUGCUAUUAAAAUUGAGCAGGUUUUUCAUAAGAAUUGUUUGGGAAAAGUCGGUGACAUGAGCAAGUUCACAAAGAAUAUUCUGGAUUCUGAAGAAUUGGAUCAAAUAGAAGACACCGAAGAGAAGACAAUAGAAAACAGAGUGGAAAACAUUGAAAAAUUGUUACAAACUCUUAUUAGUGAGAAAAACACAACCAAACGUUAUGUCAAACAUAAGGCCAAUUACCAGAACAGGUCCACAACUCACCACAACAGGUCGACAGCUCACCAAAACAGGCCAUUCACCAAACGGUUCAGGAAUUCAAAUGGUUUUUCGCCAGAAAAUGACCGAAGAAAUGACAGACAUUCACGAAAUACGGACCAUUUUUUAGGCGAUCGAAACCAACAGUACAUAAUGAUCCCAAAUACAGGUCAGAGGUAUGUGCCGACAAUUCCGGUACACGUGUCUCAGCCAACACCACAACUACAACCAAUACAACAAUUCAUGCAAUAA
Medioppia subpectinata is the source of this 1509-nucleotide messenger RNA. The record is from the annotation of a GenBank genome assembly. NCBI's taxonomy places the organism in Eukaryota, Metazoa, Arthropoda, Arachnida, Sarcoptiformes, Oppiidae.